Molecule: messenger RNA, 2922 nt
Organism: Melitaea cinxia (Glanville fritillary)
Lineage: Eukaryota; Metazoa; Arthropoda; Insecta; Lepidoptera; Nymphalidae
Exons: 4
Coding region: 1-2922 (973 amino acids)
Molecular function (GO): nucleic acid binding
Source: RefSeq, a predicted model, not a curated record
AUGGCUGACAAAUUAAUUAAGAGACGUAGCUCAAUGAAGGCUAAGCUUACCAGCUUUAGUAAUUAUUUAGAAAUAGUAAAAAGUUGCGAAAUUCUUUCCGAAUUGCAAAUUAUUGAAUUAGAAAGCCGUUUUGACAAAUAUAAUGCCUUGUACUCGGAGUAUGACGAAUUACAGACCGAGAUCGAGACUUUGGCGGAUAAACCGGAGGAGGCCUACGCCAUGAGGACACAGUUCGAAGAGCAGUAUUAUGCGUUGCUUGCGGUGGCUCGGAGCUUGCUGAAUAAGGGUAGCAAGCGUCGUGACUCUGCAGGUUCUGUAACCGGUUCCGAAGCAUCAAUGACAGGUAGGACUAAAAACAAUUUUAUUAGAUUACCUAAAAUUAAUUUGCCUCACUUUGACGGCAGUUAUCAGUGCUGGCUAGAGUAUAGAGACACGUUUAAUUCUCUUAUUCAUGAAAAUACUUGUAUUGACGAUAUUAAUAAGUUCCACUAUUUGCGAGCCUCUCUAAAGGGUACAGCUGCAGAAAUAAUAAAAAAUAUAGAUUUUAAAGGCGAUAAUUACAUCAUCGCUUGGAAUUUAAUUUGCGAACGGUACAACAAUAACCGUUUACUUAUAAACAACCAUGUCCAAGCUUUAUUUAAUGUAGAACCGUUAUCAACGGAAUCUAGUGUUUCUUUACGACGUCUUGUUGACGUCACUAAUAAAAAUAUAAGAGCCCUUAAAACAUUAAAUGAACCCACGGAGCAUUGGGAUACUCUCAUCAUUUAUAUGAUGUCUAUAAAACUGGAUUUACAUACCAGUAGAAAGUGGGAGGAGUACCGCAAUACUUUGGCCGAUAAUUCACCUACUUUAUCACAGUUUUGUACAUUUAUAAAUAACACAGCUGAUUUACUCGAAACAUUACAGGAUAAUAUUAAACACAAUAAAACACUUUAUACAAAUAAAUUAGAGAAAAAUAAUAACACAAAAAGCUUCAUUGUUACAUCAGAAAAUUCAAAAGGCAAGAAUACUUCUGCUAAUAACUCUAAAUUUAAAUGUCCCAUGUGUUCCGGUAAACAUUUUUUAUAUAGCUGUGAAUCUUAUAGAAAACUACCUAUAGAAUCACGUAUUCAAAAGGCUAAAGAUUUUAAAGUUUGCAUGAACUGUUUACGUAUCGGUCAUGUUGAAAAACGAUGCAAGUUUUCACAUUGCAGAUAUUGUUCAAUCAAACACAAUACCUUAUUGCACAUAGAGCGGACAGACAUACCAGCUGUUUUGGACCCAUUGCCUAGUACAUCUGAAAGUGUUUCGCUUUCAGCAAACACCUUAAAUUUACAGCCUACUACUCGUACAAAUGUUUUGCUUUCCACAGCGCUGGUGAGGGUGGUCAACAGUGCAGGCAAGAAGUACGAUGCCCGUAUCCUGUUGGACAAUGGUAGCACAGCCAAUUUCAUUAGCGAGAGCCUUUGUAAUAAGCUGCGUUUACCCCGAAGCGAUGCAUACUCAAAGGUUACAGGUAUUAAUAAUCAAACCAGCACUAGUGUACAAUCUUGCAAUUUAAAAAUCGAGUCACUUUAUGACGAUUACACCGUCGAUAUUGACUGUUUUAUCUUACCCGAGAUCACGCGACUAUUACCGUCAUCUCGUAUUAAUAUUAAAGACGUGGUAAUCCCAGAGGGUUUAAAAUUAGCUGAUCCCUCUUUUCACAUUCCAUCAGUUGUGGAUAUAUUGGUGGGUGCAGACGUCUUCUGGAGUGCUAUCAAGCCUAAUCAUAUAAAUUUAGGCAAAAAUCAACCGAAGUUAUGUGAAAGUAAGUUGGGCUGGUUAAUAUCUGGCUCCGUAUCUUACAAUUCACGCUCAUCUCGUUCGCAUUCUUGCAAUCUGCUCAAUAUUGAAUGUAAUAAUGCUUUGUCUAAAUUUUGGGAGCUAGACUCCAUUAAUGAAAAGCAUUCUCUUUCAUUAGAAGAACGAGCAUGCGAAGAAUGUUUUUAUAAAAAUAUUACACGAAAAGACGAUGGUCGCUUCGUAGUUACAAUACCUCUGAAGGCGGAACCUUCUACAUUGGCUCAGCGUGAAAUGUUCCCAGAGGAGUACGCUUUACUUAAAUCGGGGAAGGCACUAUCUCAUAAAAACAGGUUAAUAGCACUUACUCCCUUCAUUGACGGUGAAGACAUUAUUCGCGUGGGGGGCAGGCUCGUCAAUUCCCACUACGAGUUUGAUGUUAAACACCCGAUCUUGCUUUGUGGCCCACAGUUGCUUUUGGCCAACAUUCGUCAAACUUACUGGCCAUUAGGUGGGAGAAAUUUGGCUAGAUCAACUGAUAAAAAUGUUGCAGCUGAAUUGGCUCAGGAGGGCAUUGAAUUUUCAUUUGUGCCAGCCUAUUCCCCCCAUUUCAAUGGAUUAGCCGAGGCUGCCGUCCGUUCUACAAAAUACCAUCUAAAAAGGUUGCUCACACUCACUCACUUAACUUAUGAGGAACUAGCUACGUGCCUAACUCAGAUAGAGGCAAUAUUGAAUUCUCGUCCUUUGACUCCACUUUCUACUAAUCCCCUUGAUCUCUGUGCCCUUACUCCUGCUCACUUCCUGAUUGGACGCUCACUAAUGUCUGUUCCAACUCCACAGGUUACAGAUACUAACAUCUGCCGCCUGGAGCGAUAUCAACGAGUGGAAUACCUCAAACAGCACUUUUGGAGGAGAUUUAAUUUAGAAUAUCUUUCCAUUCUUCAGCAGAAGACCAAGUGGGCUACAUCAUCCGACAGUCUUGCUAUCGGAGCGCUUGUUCUUAUAAAGGAUAAAGCGCUCCCACCUUUAUGCUGGUCAUUGGGGCGCGUCGUGCAAGUCUACCCAGGCAGCGAUGGAAUCAACAGGGUCGCCGAGUUGAAGACCAAGCGUGGCACCAUCCGGCGUGCUUACAACAAUAUUUGUCCUUUACCUAUUUCUUGA